AUGGCGGAUGCCUCGCUUACCGCGGCUGAGCCUUCGGAGCCCGCCCUGGAUGCCAUGACAUGGACAGAGGUUACCAAGCGCACUGAACAGAUUCUCGCACGCUUCGAGAACGAUGAAACCACCUUCCAGCGCUGGGAGGUCAAAGUGGUAUGGGAGUAUUGGCGUGGCUUUGAAAUGAUGGGUCUUGACCCCGGAGUUACGGUUUCCAAAUUCAUGCGCGAUGUCGUGAUCCCUUUCGCAUCUUCCCGAGUUCACUCCCGGCUUCAGGGCCACACACGGUACGAAAAGGCUAUCGGCGCGGAUAAUUCCAAGAACUACAAGAUUCAGAAUCCCGUCGAAGAAGGACCGGCUGUUGUGUACCGCAAGGGCAGCUCACCCGAGACAGCAACCAUCAAAAAAGCAGAGGAGGUUCAAGAUGCCCCAAACCCCUCUCCCAGUUCAGGCCCGGCAGAAAGACAACCUUGCCUUCAGCCUAUCCAGUGGGAUCUUCGAGCUCAUAUGAGAGCGAAUACUAAUACGACUACUCGAGCCCCUUCUCACCAAGGUCACUCCGAGCAUAUUGAAGACGCGACGCAGGCUUCAUCCUCGGACUCACCCUCUACCAUCAUCGGCAGAAACCCACGUCUCGCGUCCUAUUCACCUCCGCCUUUCCACAGAGUCCCCAUCACCGAGUCUGCCCAGGAAAUUCUCAAAUCACCAAUCUCCAAUUCGAAGCUCAUCACCCAGGGCCCUCUCACUGGGAAUGGAUCACCUGCUGCUGUGACCAGUCGAGUCGAAGGACAUCCGGAACUUAUCAAGAUCGUCUGCAAUGGUAAGGAGGAAAUCGUGAAUACCGAGGAUUUGGUUGCAAACAAUUAUCUCCUUCGAUCUACCGUGGAGUAUCUCAACACGACGGCCACCUCGAUGCAAGAGAUCAUUGAGGCUCAGAAGGGCAGAAUCGAUGCUCUGAGCGGGUACAUUGCAUCGCAGCAUGCAAAGAUUACAAGGCUGACUAACAAGCUCACACUGUCAGCGAAUACUGACAAUUGA
Penicillium brasilianum is the source of this 1029-nucleotide messenger RNA. NCBI's taxonomy places the organism in Eukaryota, Fungi, Ascomycota, Eurotiomycetes, Eurotiales, Aspergillaceae. The record is from the annotation of a GenBank genome assembly.